This is a messenger RNA of Heterotrigona itama, 1520 nucleotides long. The record is from the annotation of a GenBank genome assembly. Lineage: Eukaryota; Metazoa; Arthropoda; Insecta; Hymenoptera; Apidae.
AAAUGUCUCAACAUCGAAUGUCUGAUGUCAUUGGUAUACUUAGAGGAGCUAAGAUAGUAGCCGAUACUAUGAUUAAGUACCAAGAAGAAACAAUUAAACAUUUAAUAAGGACUUCAAACUUGAAAAUUACUGCAGAAAAAUGUCUGACAAAUAAUUUGAAAACAUUAAAUAAUAUAGAACCAAAUAAAAUUCCUGUUCAAAUAACAAAAGACAUUAAAGAAGUGGCAGAACGAAUAAAUGUUGUUGAAAAGGGCAUAAUAGAAUUUAUAAAAUUAAGAACUAAAGAAGUGACAGGAAUAUCACUUGAUCCAAAUAAGCCUGUAAAAUCUAUGAAAUCUAAAUUACAUGUUUACAAUCCUGCUAAAGAUCCAAGAGAAGUAAUAGUAGGGAUGGAUACUCCAAACACGAAAUCUGAUACUAAAAGCGAUGUACAAGGUAAACAGGAUAAUCUUUCAAAAAAGUACUCAACUGUAAAAGAAAAAAUUGAAACAAUUUCCAAAUUAGAACAUGAAAUACCUAAAAUUGUACUUUCUGAGAAAGAUAAAGCAAUUUUGAAGAAAUUGGAAUUAGAACAUGAAAAAAACAUAAAAAGUCAGAACAUACAACAAGAUAUAUCAAAUACCUUAAAAGCUGAUUCUAAGAUAGAAACCGAAGUAACAAAAAAUGCAAAAAUAGCGUCAGACAACCUUCAAACUAAACCAAAACUAUCUGUUAGACCAAAACAAACUCUUUCACCUAAUGCAAAAGAACAAAAAGUUCCAUCCACCAGAUUACAAAGAAUGAUAAGCUUCGGAACAUUAGGAGUUGGUCUUGGUGUUGGUACUUUUGCAGAAUAUACACGCAGAACAUUUGGAUUAAAAAAACAAAGUCUUGGAGACACAUUUGAUAGCUUGUUUCUUACUAAAGCAAAUGCAGAAAGAAUAGUUUCUACUUUAUGUAAAGUAAGAGGUGCAGCUUUAAAAAUUGGACAAAUUUUAAGUAUACAAGAUGAUACAAUUAUAAGUCCUGAAUUACAAAAAGUAUUUGAACGAGUUAGACAAAGUGCUGAUUUCAUGCCAACAUGGCAGGUUGAGAAAGUAUUAAGUACUGAACUUGGACACGAUUGGAGAAAUAAAUUAACCACAUUUGAAGAUAGACCAUUUGCUGCAGCUUCCAUUGGUAAUUACCAUAUUUUUUUCUUUUUUUUUAAUCAAAGAAGCUUUAUUUUAAAGAAUAUUCUUCAUGCUAGAAAAAAUAUUGUAGGUCAGGUACAUUAUGGUACUUUGUUAAAUGGACAAGGUGUUGCAAUUAAAAUCCAAUAUCCUGGUGUAGCCAUGGGUAUUCAAAGUGAUGUUGAAAAUUUAGUAGGCAUAAUGAAGGUUUGGAAUAUUUUUCCAAAAGGGAUGUUUAUAGAUAAUGUAGUGGACGUUGCCAAACGUGAACUGGCAUGGGAAGUGGAUUAUAUCAGAGAAGCAGAAUGUACAAGAAGAUAUAAACAGUUUAUGAAAUCUUAUUCAGAUUACUAUGUGCCAGCUGUAAUA